Molecule: messenger RNA, 534 nt
Organism: Fusarium poae
Lineage: Eukaryota; Fungi; Ascomycota; Sordariomycetes; Hypocreales; Nectriaceae
Exons: 1
Coding region: 1-534 (177 amino acids)
Molecular function (GO): protein binding
Source: RefSeq, a predicted model, not a curated record
AUGGACACAACAAACAACAUCUCGACUGCUGAUGAGCAGAUCUCGAACAAUAUACAGCCAUCCCCGCUUUUGCGUCUUCCAUGCGACCUUCAACACAUGAUAUUCGAUCAUCUCAAUCCAGUCGACAGCACAUGCAUCGGGCUAAGCUCGAAAGCGCUCUAUGCUAUCUACCGUCGUCGUUUCAAAGAUCCUCUGCCACUGUAUAGAGUUGUUCACGUGCCUGAAUUCACAUGGAGUUUCCCAGAAUUUGGAACGGAGCUUCGGUCAAAGACCUGUCCGAAGUGUUUUGCCAGCAGAUCUUGUUUCUUACAUUGCCAUAUUGAAGGGUGGUUCGGCGAGAAACGUCACUACUGCUUUGUGUGCCGGUCGUUUGUACACAAGCCUGAGACGUAUAAGGACGGUGAUGUCCAAUUGUGUAAGAGGCAUCUAGCUUGUUAUGACAACGACGCUCGUUGGAUCAAAGAGGUUCUUAAUCACUUCGACGCUACUUACGCCCAAGCAUACAGUUGUGUGCGGUAUCUGAGACGGAUCUAA